Molecule: messenger RNA, 2828 nt
Organism: Protopterus annectens (West African lungfish)
Lineage: Eukaryota; Metazoa; Chordata; Ceratodontiformes; Protopteridae
Product: zinc-binding protein A33-like
Exons: 6
Coding region: 1-1041 (346 amino acids)
Molecular function (GO): protein binding
Source: RefSeq, a predicted model, not a curated record
AUGGCAGUGUUUGAAAAGGUGAAAAAUUAUCUUGCAUCAGAAACCGAACAUCUCAAACAAUGUCAAAGCAAGCAGCAUCAGAAGAUCUCCAGUAUCCAGGAUGAAGCCAAAAGUUUGGAGCAUCACAUAACAUCAGCGUUUGCAAAGAUGCACGUGUUUCUUUGGGAGAAGGAGCACCAGCUGAUCCAACAGCUUAAGGAGGAGUUUGAAAAAAUUCUGGGAAAAAUGGAGGAAAAAUUAAGAAAAUUUGAGGAGAUGAAGAAGGACGUUGAGAGACAGAUAUUUGAAAUUCAGUCAAAAAUGGCGCAAAAAGAUCCUCCACUUUCACUGAUUGAAAUCUUGGAGAAGUGUAAAUGGAUUUUAAAAAGAAAGGAUGAAGAAAAUACGUCUAACACUGCUCUGGUUUCUGAUAGCCUGAGUCUUGGGGUAUAUAAAGGCCCCCUGCAGUACAGAAUUUGGAAGGAAAUAUCAUUUGACAUUAGACGGAGCUUGUCUCACUUGAUCCUGGACCCUAAAACAGCACAUCUUAAUCUCUUUCUGUCUGAUGACCUGACCAGUGUGAGGUACUGUGAUGCUAAACAACAGCUCCCUGACAACCCUCAAAGAUACAAUUCACUUCUCUGUGUGCUUGGAGCACAGAGCUUUACAUCAGGGAGACACUACUGGGAAGUGGAGGUAGGGUACAAGACUGACUGGAAUGUGGGAAUCACCAGACAGUCCAGCAAAAGGAAGGGCCAAUUUGAUGUGAACCCAGAACAUGGCUACUGGAAUGUAGCUCUGAGGUCUGGAAAUGAGUACUGGGCUCAGGAUUCACCGCCCAAGAACCUCAACCUUUCUGUGCAGCUCAAGAAAGUUGGAGUGUACCUGGAUUAUGAAGGGGGUCAGGUAUCAUUUUAUAAUGCUGAUGACAUGUCCCACCUCUACACCUUCACUGACACCUUCACUGAGACACUGUAUGCUUUCUUCAGCCCUUGCAAUAACUGUGGUACAGUUGCAGAACCAGUAACAGUAAAGUUGUAUUUAAAACAUCCAUACAUCUAGGCUUAUUGAAAUGGAACUUGUUCAUGUAUCCAUCUGAGAAAACAAUAUAUUUUCCAACUCUAUCCUCUAGGUGAAAGGGCUUAAGUGAUGAACACUGGACAUAAACAAGGAUUUUUCUCUACCUGUUAAAAAUACAGCAGUGAGUCAGUGACGUAAUUCCAGUCUGGCAAUUCCCUGUUCAAUAUCUGUUGUCAACUGUUUCAGCAGUUACUAUGUAACACUAAAAUGCAAUUAAACAUGACAACAGACAGUUUAUUCAAUGUUUAAAUGUCUUCAUCUAUAUUGGUAUUAAACAGUCAUAUUAGUAAAGUGAAAUAAUAGCAACAAACUCUUUUUUUUCCUUUUAAAAUGUAACUUUGCAGUCUGCUCACAGAGCAGUUUCUUAGGUCUAGUAUUUUUUUAGAAUCACCACUGCUUACAAAUCCUAUUAGCCAGUAGACACAAUAAAGGGGUAAUUGGGUAUAUUAAGGGAAAUGGAAGCAAGAUAUAUCACUAGAAAAUGAAUUCACUGGUUUGACAAAAGGCAUAUUUGAGUUAUGAUUAUAAAGGUAUAGGUUCAAGGGUCAGUACUAGGCUAACUGCCCUUGUGGGCUAUUUUAAGCCUAGACAAUUACUUCAGUUGAGAAUCAAACCAUACACCUUGUGUUUUUAAGGUAAACACCUUCACCAUUAUGACAACCUCCAGCCUCUACUUCAUAUUCUGUGUGAUGGGGUGAGGUUUAAGAUAAUUGGAUAUUUAACUCAUUCCCUCCAAUGGAGCCCUUUUGAGUUUGUACAUAAACUUCAAAUGGGCAUGGCCUGAGCCUUUUGAAAAAAAAAUGAAGUUAUUGCCUUACAGUACAAACGUCAAUAUCUUUACAACUGUAAAUGGUAUUAGAAAACUGUAAAUGGCAAACUUUUCAUCACAAAGUAAUCUUUACAGUGGCUGCAAUAAUUUGAUUUUAGGUCUAAAAAUAAAGAUAGUAAAUAACUGGAAAUGCUCUUGCUCCCAACCCUCUACUAACUUUCCCCCAUGAAACAGCUUUACUUCACACUAUACUCGCCUCAUUACUCAUUAUAUCUACCUUCUCUCAAUACAUUGCCUCAUCACUCCAUAUAAUUGCCUUUACUCCGCUUACAAAAAAAAAGAGAAGAAAAAAACACUAUUUGCUGAUAAAAACAAUGACAAUGUUUAGUAAUUGCUGAUUCUUUUUAAAACUUGAUCAGUAAAAUGUCUGUGUAUAUUAAUUUUCUAUACAUGUUAUAAUGUGUUAAUGACUCAUUAUUGUAAUUGUAUAACUCUUCUUAAGAUUCUACUAUUUUAGUAAUGUGUAAUAUUUUCUAUUACUGUGGAACUUUUCUAGGAACAAAAGACAAAAAGUAGCUAGCCAAACUGUUGAUUAAUAUACCAAAUGAACCAUGAAGCCAGGAAUCCAGGACAACUUUCAGAACAGUCCUUGGUCAAGUCUGAUUGUUUCUUAAACACAACCUUGUCUUUGCUUUGGCUCAUUAGCAGCAGGACAAAAUAACUGCUUGCUCACACCCUUGAACUUUUCUCCUUGGGCCUCUAUUGAAAACAAGCUCAAUAUGGUGCAGUGGACUUGCCUGAUUAACAAACUGCAAAUAAAUAAAUAAAUAUUAAUUUGUGUAAUGUUGUAUAACCAGCUUGGCAUAUUUCAGUAACCAUCUAAGCAACACCAGCUUUUUCUUCAUACAUCUGUGAGCUUUCAUAUGAGGCUGUGCAGGUUGUCAUUGUCACUUCAUUGUUCAGAUGUUUAAAGGAAUAUGAAAGUUGCUGUAAUUCCAAU